This is a messenger RNA of Alternaria alternata, 3455 nucleotides long. Its product is annotated as SacI domain-containing protein. Lineage: Eukaryota; Fungi; Ascomycota; Dothideomycetes; Pleosporales; Pleosporaceae. Bases 274 to 3213 code for a protein of 979 amino acids. The record is from RefSeq and is a predicted model, not a curated record. Gene Ontology annotation, cellular component: endoplasmic reticulum. The transcript has 2 exons. Gene Ontology annotation, biological process: phosphatidylinositol dephosphorylation. Gene Ontology annotation, molecular function: phosphatidylinositol-4-phosphate phosphatase activity.
ACGUUCAAGAUUGCUUUGUUACGACGAUUCGAAUGAUAACAUAGUAGAUGUGGACUCAUGACGGCGACACGGCUUGGACAGAGGUGGUGAUGGCAGAAGUAGCGAUCGUGGGUGGAUGAAGACGCGUGGGGUAAGAAACCUUGACAUUAGCGCGGCGCGACACGACGUCAUGCCGGUCCAGCCCACCAAGCGUCUCUAUGCGCCUACUAAGAAGAAACUCGAUGUUCUUUCUGUAGUCAGUCAAUCCUUGAAGCGCAUAGCGCCGCUGAUAAGAUGCCAUCCCUGGUCCGCAAGCUGCUCAUCUUCGCUGCCGUCGACGGGCUCGUCCUCCAGCCGUCCCCGCCCCGCAACCAUCCGCCGGCGACGCAGCAGGCCAUCAAGGUCGAUUACAAAGGCAACGUCGGGCCCCUGUUGAAGGACAGGCGCGAAGAAGAUACUGCGCCCGUGUCCGUGGAGGCGCAUGGCAUCGUCGGACUGCUCAAAGUCGCUACUUCCUACUUUUUGAUAUCGAUAUCCGACCGCGAACAAGUAGCGCUCAUACGCGGCAAGCCCAUCUACAAGAUCACCAAUGUCGCUCUCAUCCCGCUCUCCUCACAAGCCGACGCCGACAAGGCCAUUGUAGCCACGCGGGACCACUUGAAGCGUCGCAACCGCGCACCCGGGCUCGAUGACGAGGAUACAGAUAGCGAGAGCGAAGAUGGUGCGCCCAGUGUAACCGACUCAAUCGUAGAAGAUUCCUCAUCUGCACCCAGCGAGGUGAAGGACACUGUCACCGGGCAAAAAGGGACGGCGGCCCAGAAGACAAGUGUCGCCGAAGACGUCAUACAACGGAAAGGUGUAUACGGCAGAUUCGCUGACAAGUGGUUCUCGCGCAAGGGCUGGAACGCUGACAACAGGCGUCUGCAAGGGCUGAGCUCCGAGGAGAACCUGGCCGCGAAGAAUGUGCCGCAGAACGUUGACUCAGGAAUGCCCAAAGAGGAAGAGCAACCCAAGACUGAAUCGAAGCCAGAUGCGAUACCAACAUCUGACAAGGACAUUUCGGAACCAGUCAGUCCAGAGGCGAUACCCAAGGCUCUGAGCGGCGAGAAGGACGCUGCGACUGUAGCUCUCCUACCCAAGAUCCUACAGACCACCAAAAUGUACUUUUCAUCGGGUAACUUCUUCUUCUCCUACGACUAUGACAUCUCACACGGCAUCGGCCAGCAGCAACCCAGUUCCAGUGUGGCGCUAUUCAAGCAGUUCGAUCCUUUGUUCUUCUGGAACCAGCACAUCAUCUCGCCCUUCAUCGAUGCUGGUCAACAUUCUUUCGUGCUCCCUGUAAUGCAAGGCUUUGUUGGCCAGAGACCAUUCACUAUCAAGACGGCGGAUGGCCAGUCGAGCAGCCUUGUAGUCGAUCCGAGUGCUACCCCCGACGACAUUCAGCUGCAGUCCUGGCAUGAGAAGCAAAAAGAGGAGUCGCAAUCCACUACAGAAGCCAGUAGCGAAGCACCUGCUCCGGACGCUUCACUUGCAGACGGUAAAGACUUUUUGUUGACACUCAUCUCGCGACGUUCUAUCAAGCGGGCUGGUCUUCGUUAUCUGCGACGAGGAACAGACGACGAGGGAUGCACUGCGAACAGUGUAGAAACGGAACAGAUCCUGUCCGUACCAACCUUCAGCACGACGCAAGAUAAGAUCUUCUCCUUUACGCAAAUUCGCGGUUCAAUACCCCUGUUCUUCUCUCAAUCACCCUACAGCCUCAAGCCUCAAGUCUCUACUUGGGGAUCUUUUGAAACAAACGCUCAAGCUUUCAAGAAGCAUUUCCUCGAUCUGUCUUCGCGCUACGGUGAUAUUUACUGUGACUCGCUUAUCGACAAACACGGUACGGAGGCAAAAAUUGGCGAACUUUACGAACAGCAUGCCAAGGCGCUCAAUGAGAACGGCGGGAUCGAUGGCAAGGGCAAGCAACUGGGCUUCGAAUGGUUCGACUUCCACAACGUGUGCCGUGGCAUGCGCUUUGAAAACGUCUCAAAACUGAUGGACUCCAUCGAACCCUUCAUGACAUCUUCUGGCUGGGUGGAAAUCUCAGAUGAUCAAGUCCAACGGAAGCAGGCCGGUGUCUUGCGCACAAAUUGUAUGGAUUGUUUGGACCGCACCAACGUCGUCCAAUCUGCGUGUGCUAGAACCGCUCUUGAAUCCCAGUUAUCAAUGGGUAGCUACAACAUCGACCUUCAGAACGACCCUAGCACUUCGUGGUUCAACACUCUCUGGGCUGAUAACGGUGACGCAAUCUCUCGGCAGUAUGCUGGCACCGCUGCGCUGAAAGGAGAUUUUACGCGCACCCGAAAACGACAAAUCACCGGUGCGCUUACCGAUUUUGGGCUGACACUCACGAGAUAUUACAACAACAUUGUAAAUGACUACUUCGCUCAAGCCGUCAUUGACUAUCUCCUCGGUCGCGCUACCGAUACCAUAUUUGCAGAGUUUGAAGCAGAUAUGAAGAGCUCGGAUUAUUUCAUUGAUGUGCGCAAGGUACGGCAACAAGCCAUCGAGCGUUCUGCUGGUAUUGUAAUCGAGGAUCGUGAUGAGGACCUGGUACACGGAUGGACCUUGAGCGUACCCACCGCUGUUAACCAAGUCAAGACUGCCACGUUUGAGGAAGCCGUUCUCUUACUGACGGAGAAGGCCCUGUACUUCUGCCGUCUCGACUGGGGCACAGAAAAGGUACGCGAGUUUGAACGCAUUCCACUUGAAAAUGUGCAGGGUCUCAUGCGCGGCGUUUACAUUACGUCUACAUUAGCGCAACGACACACGGAUGCAGACAAGAAUGUUGGCCUCAUCAUACGGUACCGAGCCGACACCCAAGGCGAGCUAGUACGACGAAACACAAGAGCCUUAGAUUCAGGGGCCGCCAACGACGAGCAGCGCAAGGAUGACGCUAAGAAGGACCAGAAGCAGGAUUCUGCGGGCCGAUUCCUAGCGUUCAAGGCGUUACCACCGAGAAGUAGUGUUCCGUCAUCUCCUGGCGACACUCCAGAGAAUGAGGGCGAGGUGGUGAAGUCAGUAUGCGACGAAAUCGUGAGAAUUGCCAAUGAUAUGAAGAAAGGAGGAAGGGACGAAGACAGAACAUUGGAGGUAGAAGAGAAGGACAUCAUCAGCCUUACGGAUGCGAGAAAGACUACAGGCUACCUCGAACAGUUUGAGUAUUCCUUGAAGAAGCUUGUUUGGGGCUAAGCUCUGGAGAUUCUCGGUCGUGCCAUGUUAUUCCUCGCUGUACUCUAUUCGGCGCACAGUACAUACUCGCUUGGCAGAGAAGUCCGCGUCAUGUAGUUAUAUCAAGCCAUUGUUCUUUGUUCUACUGUUCCAUCCACAACGUUCUCGGACGUUGUGGUGUCUCGGUAUAGCAAAUCAUCUAGAAGACAAUUUCUUGACUCGCUAUGUAUUGACCAUAGUAUCAGUCCAUGGGUAUCUCCACU